Saccharomycodes ludwigii is the source of this 951-nucleotide messenger RNA. RefSeq lists its product as uncharacterized. The record is from RefSeq and is a predicted model, not a curated record. The transcript has a single exon. NCBI's taxonomy places the organism in Eukaryota, Fungi, Ascomycota, Saccharomycetes, Saccharomycodales, Saccharomycodaceae. Bases 1 to 951 code for a protein of 316 amino acids.
AUGACAAGUUGCUUCACUGUGAUUGUUUCUGCUAAAAAUGUUGUAGAAGUUGAAAGAACUUCAGAUGGUAAGAAAGAGAUUAUAUUUAGAGACACAACCGGACAUAGAAAGUUUUUAACCCAAAAAGAGAUUGACGCUUUCCACAAGGAUCAACACUACAAAAAAAUACUACAUAAUUUUUUGAACUGGGGUGACUUAAUAACAAACACCGAAAUGAAUAAUGCGUAUGGUGAUAAUGUUGAUGAGGGCACGCCACGUGUCUCAAAACAAAAUGGAUAUAAACAAAAAAUUCAGUAUUUUUUUAAUAGCAUAAUCAAUAAUAAUGCUCAUGAUGCUGCUAUUGAGAAUGUUGAGAGACCCCAACGCGCUUCUCUGCCUAGUUAUGUCCCUGUAUAUCCAUUAACUUCUGGUAUGACUUUAAUUAAUGAUAUUUCAAUCUUCAGUGGUUAUUGUAGAGAUAAUGUUAAUUUAUAUAAUAUGUUAGACAGUAAAAAUGAUGAUUUAUUGUUUUUAAUAUUUGCUCCUUCAAAUGAGGCCAUUGCCAGUUUGGAAUUGAAGCCUUGGCAAUUUCCCAUAGAUAUUAAUUCUUUAGAAGCAGAAUUCGAACAGGGAAUGAGAACAGCUUCUGAAUUGGAUGAUGCCGUUAGAGAUAACGUAAACAAGUUUGUCUACAACCAUGUUGUUAUGAUUGACAUGGAGGAACAAGAAAAGCAAGACAGUGCAAACGUUUACGAUAGUAAAAAUAGUGUUGAUUUAUCAAAGCCUAACUCUUCACUAAUUUAUGAAAAUUUGGAUGGAAAAAAAUUAAUUCUAAGAAGAGACGGUUUGAAAUUCACUGUUAGACUUGCUGAUGCUGACAUCGAAAACGAAAUACCCAUUCAGGACAUUGAAUGUUCUAACAAUGGUUGUAUUUUUGUACUUGGAGGGUCCUUGGAAACUCCAAAGAAAUAA